This is a messenger RNA of Aspergillus clavatus NRRL 1, 3276 nucleotides long. It is a transcript of the gene tcsB, whose product is annotated as putative sensor histidine kinase/response regulator TcsB/Sln1. The record is from RefSeq and is a predicted model, not a curated record. Gene Ontology annotation, molecular function: phosphorelay sensor kinase activity; histidine phosphotransfer kinase activity. Bases 1 to 3276 code for a protein of 1091 amino acids. NCBI's taxonomy places the organism in Eukaryota, Fungi, Ascomycota, Eurotiomycetes, Eurotiales, Aspergillaceae. Gene Ontology annotation, biological process: protein autophosphorylation; phosphorelay signal transduction system. The transcript has 5 exons.
AUGCGCAUCCCCAUUGCUGUACAGCUGGGCCUCCUGGUCCUGGUGACCGCCCUCGUGGGUUUGGCGGUGCUGUCCAUCACCAUCUGGGUCAACAACUCCAACUUCGUCAUCAAUGUGCAAUCCGAAGGCCUCGAGCUGGUCGCCACCAUCAAAGCCAGCCAGAUCGCCUCCAACCUCAAACUCAUCGAGUCCACCUGCCAGACCAUCGUCACCCGCCUGUUGAUCCAAGGCGCCCUCGGUCGUUUCUACAAUGGCAACUCCAGCGACGCCAACUGGACCGCGUCCGUCACCGACGUGCGCUCCGCCAUGGGCAGCGGGAACUACCUCGAUCUCUAUCAGGCCACCAUCUUCUCGCGCAACAGCCAGGGCAAUCGCCACGGACUACUGAAUGUCACCACCGCCGACGUCCCCGAGAUCAUCCUGCCCUACCCCUCGUCCAACGGCACCCCCGUGAGACUCGGCGAUGACGGCCUGGGCUAUCCCCCCAUGCUCUACCCCAACCUGACCUACCUCCCCGCCGCCGACGGCAGUGAGGUCCCGGACGUCUACGCCUUUCCCGACUACAAGCUCGGUCUGAGUACCGCCCUGUUGCUUGGCCCCUUGGCCAUCAACAGCUCGUUCUCGCUCUUGUCCGUUACCGUGCCCAUCAUCAACAACACCUCGGCCACCGAUAUUCUUGGUUACAUGACGGUCGUCGCCAGCGCCGCCAGCCUCCAGUCCGUCAUCAACACCCGGGAUGGACUGGGCAAUACCGGCCAGAUCCUGUUGCUGGGUCCAGCCCGCCCCGAGAAUCGCUUUGCUCCCGACGCCUAUCCGGCCACCGCCACCUCCGAGCCCAACGUCAAGGGUCUCACGAACGCCGAUGUGCACUACCUGUUCGAGCCCACCCCGCUACCCGGCCAGGACACCCGCCACGGCGGUUCCGCCAGCCGGAACAACUUUGCGCUGUCUCGAUACCCGCUCGCCCGGAAACUCUUCGCCCAGCCGUGGCUCGUGGCCAACAACUCCAUCAGCGACUUGUCGACCACCAACGAGUACGGCCACCGCGUGGCCGUCGGCGCCAUCCGACCCAAGACCAAGAUCGCCCAGUGGAUCCUGUUGGUCGAGGAGUCGCAAUCCGAAGCCUUGGCGCCCAUCCACCAGCUGCGGAAGAUCAUUCUGGCCUGUGUGUUUGGCACCAUGGGCCUCAUCCUGUUGAUUAUCCCGCCGCUCGCCCAUUGGGCCGUCGCCCCGAUCCGCCGACUCAGCGACGCGACCCGGAAGUCGAUCGAACCCCCCUCGCAAUCCCCCCACAGUCGGCCCGCGUCCACGGAACCCCUCCCGGACGGCCCCUACGGAGGAGCCGGAGGAACCGGAUCGGAUCCGUCGCCGCGCCCCUACGAUGAGCACCACAUGGACGAAAAGGGCACCCGGGCCGCCUGGGUGAAGCAUUUCCGCUGGGUCAAGGACCGCCCCGUCAGCGCGCACAGCAGCAACGGCAAGACCUUCCAGAUCCCCGGUCGGGUCAAGGAACGCCGACACCUGGUCACCGACGAGCUGACCGAGCUGACGAGCACCUUCAACGAGAUGUCGGACGAGCUCUCCAUCCACUACAACCGCCUGGAGGAGCGCGUGGCCGAGCGCACCCGCGAGCUCGAGGCCGCCAAGCAGGCCGCCGAGACCGCCAACGAGAGCAAGACCCUGUUCAUCGCCAACAUCUCGCACGAGCUCAAGACCCCGCUGAACGGGAUCCUGGGCAUGUGCGCCGUGUGCAUGGGCGAGGAUGACCUGCCGCGCAUCAAGAAGUCGCUGCAGGUCGUCUACAAGUCCGGCGACCUGCUGCUGCAUCUGCUGAACGAUCUGCUGACCUUCAGCAAGAACCAGAUCGACCAGGCCAUCCGCCUCGAGGAGCACGAGUUCCGGCUGUCCGACAUCCGCUCGCAGCUGGCCGUCAUCUUCCAGAACCAGGUCCAGGAGCGACAGAUCAACUUCCACGUCCACUUCGUGGGGGCCGACCGCAGCGCUCCGCUCCCGGGCGACCUCCCCGCCCAGGACACGGCCCUGGCCCCCUCGCGCCCGGCCAUGGGCCCCGCGGGCACCGGCCGGCUGCGCGAUAUGGUGCUCUGGGGCGACCAGCACCGCAUCCUCCAGGUGCUCAUCAACCUGGUCAGCAACAGUCUGAAGUUCACGCCGGAGCACGGCCGCGUCGAGGUGCGCAUCAAGUGCGUGUCGGAAGUCGACCCCCCCGCCAGCCGCCGGAACUCGCGUCCGUCGUCGGACGCCGGCUCGCACCCGCCCCAUGAUCCGCUCGACGCGGUGCAGAUCCGCGACGAGUUCCACCCCCCCGCGCUCGCGCAGCUGCGCACCCUGAUCUUCCACUUCGAGGUCGAGGACACCGGCCCCGGCAUCGCGCCGCACCUCCAGAAACGCGUGUUCGAACCCUUCGUCCAGGGCGAUCUGGGCCUGAACCGGAAAUACGGCGGCACCGGUCUCGGUCUGAGUAUCUGCGCCCAGCUCGCCCGCCUGAUGAACGGCACCAUCGCGCUGGACAGCGAGCCGGGCGCGGGCGCGCGCUUCACCGUGGAGAUCCCGCUCAAGUUCGUCAAGGAGGCGACGCCGAGCACGCGCAGCUCCAGCAUCGCCGGCUCCCGCACGCCCAGCGUCUUCUCGCUCGACGACCUGCAGAGCCUGACCCGCCCGCCGUCGAACAACGGCUCGAUGAGCGGCUCCGUGCGCAGCGACCCGCUCACCACCGCCUUCGACAAACAGGAUCUGCAGCCGCGCCUCGUCGGCCUCAGCCAGCCCUACUUCACCCCCGCCAGCACCGCCACGCCGAGUCGCCCGGCGCCCGACGGCGCCGCCGCCGCCGCGGACAGCGCGAGUUCCGGCAAGGUGCGCGUGCUGGUUGCGGAGGACAAUGCCGUGAACCAGGAAGUCGUGCUGCGGAUGCUUCGGCUGGAAGAGGUGUACGACGUGACGGUCGUCAAGGACGGGCAGGAGGCGUACGACACGGUCAAGGCGAAUAUGGAGGAGGGCAAGGUGUUUGAUCUCAUCUUCAUGGAUAUCCAGAUGCCGAAUCUGGACGGCUUGCAAAGUACCCGUCUCAUCCGCGGGAUGGGCUACUCGGCGCCUAUUGUCGCGCUGAGCGCUUUCUCGGAAGAGAGCAAUAUCAAGGAUUGUAUAGACUCCGGCAUGGACAUGUUCAUCAGCAAACCCAUCCGACGACCGGCGCUGAAGCAGGUGCUGAACAAGUUCGCCACGAUCCCGGAGGAACCGGAGAACGGCGCAGAGUGUUGA